Mytilus californianus (California mussel) is the source of this 1891-nucleotide messenger RNA. RefSeq lists its product as uncharacterized. Lineage: Eukaryota; Metazoa; Mollusca; Bivalvia; Mytilida; Mytilidae. The transcript has 4 exons. Bases 244 to 567 code for a protein of 107 amino acids. The record is from RefSeq and is a predicted model, not a curated record.
AGUAACUGAGGUCACAAGGUCAAAUUUAGCGUGCUAGGCAACGGAUUCACACUGUGCAAUCGAUCGAUUUACUUUCUUUCACUGACACACCUGUCACUCAGCCAAAUAUCCUUCAAUCCAUUGUGAAUCGUUGGCGAAGAAGCAACGUAUAUUCUUGGUAAAAUAGUCUGAGAGGUCAACUUUUGCAGAUAAACUUUGGAAUUUAUUUUCCCGCCAUAUAAUUAUUUGACUAAAAGUUUAAAAAUGGCAGCAUCAGGUAUUGCUGAACACAACGAAGCAAGAAGACGACAACAGAGGGCAGAUAGAAUGGCAUAUAUACAGACAGAUUAUAUAAAGGAACAACUGGCCAAUAAUGAAAAUAGAUAUAACACACAGCAUGAUAAUACUUAUGAUUUACAAGUAGAACAUUACAGAAAAUGUGGAAGUCCCCCUGAUGAACCUGCAGGUCAUGACCCACAAUCUAUAGACAAGAAAAGAAGAGAAGAAGCACGUAGACAACAAUUAUAUGAAUAUUCUGCCAAACUCAAUAAUAGAUAUAGCUCUAAGGACUAUAUAAGCCAGUGGUGAAGAUAGCUAUGGAAUGUGGAGUCAGCUCUUAAGUUAGUCUAUUGUCUGACAGGAUUAAAAAUCAAAACCAAAGUUUACAAGACAGUUUAAAAAUUUUGUAUAAAUAUGUAUUAUCUCAAAUUAUCAACAUUCAUAACUUAAUGAGAGGUUUAAAAAGAUUUUCUUCCAUUCAAUUAAUAAAAACACUGGUAAAAAGUAACAUGUUAACUUUGUACUAUAUUUAAAGGUCUUAUAUAUAAAGAAACAAUGUGUUUCUUCCUGUUUAAAGUUGUGUGAUUGCACCAGUAUACAAAUUAUUUUUUUUGUAUUGUGUCUCAUUUUCAUUUCUUAUUUAUAUUCAGAUUUCUAUUUAUACACUUCUGAUUGUUAAUUUGUAUUUUUACACUCAGUAUUAAAUUUGCACCAGUAUUUCAGUAAUUUUAUAGUACAUUACAUGCUUAAAAAUAAUCUUUAAAAAUCACCCUAACAUUUUAAAUUCUUCUUGAAAUAAAGAAAAGGUGAUCAAAUAGUGGAUAACUCAACCAAUUUGAUUGAUACAAGUCAUUGUAAUUUAACCAAAAUGAAGAAAUAGCAUGAGAAAUAAUAAAUUCAUGUUUCCUUCAUUAAAGGGAGAUAAUUCAUGUAUUGUACUUAAAAUUACAUUAUAUUGUGUAUAUAAAUGUGAUUGUGUUUUUUAAUUGUGAAUAUAUAUUUUGUUUUUGUUAAUGUAUAUGCACAUUACUUUUUAACUUUAAUAGCAAAUUUUCAUGGCUUUUUAAUCAUUGUUUGCAUAAGAAUUCUCAAGACGCUUAUUUUUUCUUACAAAUAAAAAGUGUUCUAAAAUAUAAAAAAAAUAAAAUCUGCUCUAACUUACUGAAAGGAAAAAUCAAAUGCAUUGUAAUUUGUGAUGAAAGAGAGGUUGCGAGUUAAUUAAUUUAUCAAGUUUGAGAGUUUUAUCAUUACAUCUGUGUCAAUCUAAAUAAACAAAUAUUGUUACAUAUAAAUUAAAAGAUAGAUUUGUAAACCGGUCAAAGACAAAGCUUGGAAUUUUUAUCUUAGAUGUUUGUGGUAUAGAUGGCUAAAUUUGUAGUAGGUUCAUAUUUUAUAAAUUCAAAAUUUAAAAAUUACUUUCUCCUCAAUAAAUCUACAAGAUUUUUUAACUAGGUAUAUUUUCCUAUCGGUAACAAAAAAGUAAUUUAUUAGUCGUACAUGUAUUAAUGUCAUAAAUUAUUGAGAUGUAUUUGAUAUUUAUAUAGUUUGAUGUUGUGAUAAAGGUACUCUAUGCAAUACAUUUUGCUUGUUUUGUUUGCUCAAGUUUUGCUUGAAUAAAACCUUUUACAAUCUA